GCAGCCGUUGGGAGUCGUCAGCGUCCGUGGACGUCUAGAAGCCGUUCCUCGUGCGAUGCAACGUACCCGCGCUAGCUGGCCCUCUCUCCAUCGUGGUGGCGUCGCCGACGGCGGCAGCAACGACACAGGAAAGCGGCUACACGAUGCAUGGUCCUGCGCGUCAUAGCUCUUUACGUGUGUGCAUGCAUGUGUGAGCUCCUCGCGGUACGUGUGCGUGGCCAUAUACGCACGUCUAUCCUCGCCGUCGUAUCUCUCGCGACCAACGACCCUCGCACAUCAACUUUUUACGAGUACAAGCAGAAUGCACACACGAGAGCAGCUAGCUCGAGCAUGAAACGUGGAGGGUCGUUCUUCCGUUGCAUACUGCGUCGAGCACGUGCCGAGAACCUUAUUUGUACCAGUGAGCCGAAAAUAGCGCAGGCAAGGAGCGUCACGAUGCGGGGCAAGGCGGCUGGCCGUGGGACGGACCCGCCGCUUCUGAAUGACGACAACGACGACGAGACCGACGACUUGGAUCUCAACAGGUGGUGCGAUCCUGACAUUGACGACCAGCUCGACUUGCUCGUGCUCGACGAUUGGUCACGCCCACUCGCCAUCACCGAAAAAGAGGCAGCGCUACGCGCCCAGCGAGAUACGCUCCGGCGCCUCCAGCGCGAAGCCAAGCUCAGAGCCGAAGAGAAACCUCGAAAUGAGAGCUCCAAACCAGCGGGUCGCCGGCCACCGCGACCCAAGCCAGACGAGAUCGUCAACACGAAUCUCCCCGUGCAAAGCAGUCAACUUUCAGAUGUUGCGAGUCGUCGGCCCCAAGCCAUUUUGCACCUUUCGGCGCCGCCGCUGCACUCGAUUCCGAUCGCACUCCGAGAUCUCGAGAACGAUCGGAUCAACCUCGCGCUCGACCAUCCGUCCGACGCGCUCUUAGUGGCGUCCUCGUCAGCCGAGCUCCAAAUGGUCGAGGCGCUGCGACAACCGCCAUCGUCGAUCCUCCUCGAGCUGCCACCGACGCGCGAACGGGACGCGCCGCUUCGACCGCUGCAGCCGUACCACCCGCUACGCAAAGGCCUGAGCUACGCCUCCGGCGCGCCCGUGCUGCGAAAGCUCGAGCAAGACCGACUCGAUGCUGCGUUGAAACCAAGGGGCCGCCGGUCGCUCGACCUCAUUGACGGUGAUCCAUCGUUGCGGAUGCGCGCGGUGCGCAAGAUGGACAUUGAGCGGCAGAUCCGUCAAGUCAAGUCGUGCUUACGCAACUCGAUUGCGACCAAGAACGUCGAGUCACAGCCCAGCUUGACCGCGCCGUCGCGCCUCGAUGUCUUGCGCAGCAGCGUGAGCACGUCCCUCCUCGAGGCGAUGCUCACCACGCAUCACCACAGCACAAACUUUCAGAGUCACAAACUGCAAGUAAAACGAUAACAUAGGUCGGAACAUGGACUAGUAGAA
Messenger RNA from Saprolegnia parasitica CBS 223.65, 1434 nucleotides. RefSeq lists its product as hypothetical. The record is from RefSeq and is a predicted model, not a curated record. NCBI's taxonomy places the organism in Eukaryota, Oomycota, Saprolegniomycetes, Saprolegniales, Saprolegniaceae. The coding region runs from base 148 to 1407 and encodes 419 amino acids. The transcript is spliced from 3 exons.